AUGCGGUUCCCAGUCUUUGGAUCUCGUAGUUUUUCAGCUCUUAGAAAUUCUACGUUAUCAGAAGUUGAGACUGUAAAGAGGAGGAAAAGGGACAUAAUCCCAGUGCCCCAUGGAACCCUCCCAGAACCCAGAGGCCAAGACCUUGAUUACGUGAACAUAGCUUAUAGUCAUCUUGUACACUCCGAUUGGCCUAAGCUAGAUAAGUUAGCCUCUGGUUUGACACCAUUUCGAGUGAAGCAUGUUCUUCUUAAAACACUCAAGGAUCACGUUCUGUCUCUUGAAUUUUUCAAGUGGGUUGAGCUGAAGAACCCCAGUGCAAUCACUCUACAGACGCAGUCGAUUAUUCUGCAUAUUCUGACGAAACAUAAAAAAUUUAAGUCUGCAGAAACGAUCUUCAGGAGGGUUCAUGACAUGAGUUCUGACCCGCUGAAUCUUCCCCCACAAAUUUUCGACGCAUUAGUCUAUUCUUAUAGAAUAUCUGAUUCUUCACCUCGUGUUUUUGAUGCCUUGUUCAAGUUUUAUGCAAAUAUGAAGAAGUUCAGGAAUGCCACAGAUGUAUACCUUCUUAUGAAGGGAUAUGGAUUCUUGCCCAGAGUUGAGUCUUGCAACGCAUAUUUGAGUUCGUUAAUUAGUUUGAAGAGGUUUGGUAUUGCUCUGGGGUUCUUUAAAGAGAUGCAGAAUUCCCAUAUAUCACCGAAUGUUUAUACUCUUAAUAUGGUUAUUGCUGCUUUCUCUAAGUUGGGGAACCUAGAAAAGGGAUUUGAAACAUUUAAAGAGAUGGAGAAGAUGAAUGUUAGUCCAAAUGCUGCAUCCUACAAUACGUUGAUCGCUGGAUAUUGUGAUAAGGGUCUUCUAAGUGUUGGUAUGAAGCUGAAGACUGUGAUGGAGAAGGCUGGAACCGAACCAAAUGAGGUCACCUACAACACACUGAUAAAUGCCUUCUGCAAGGAAGGGAAGUUGCAAGACGCGAGCAAACUUUUCAAGGAGAUGAAAGACAUGAAUGUUUCUCCUGAUUUAGUUACCUAUAAUACAUUGAUCUAUGGGUACAGUCAAGUAAGGGAUAGUGAGACAGCUGGUCUGCUUUUUGAGGAAAUGGCAUCGAAUGGUUUCCAGGCAAAUAUAAUCACUUACAACGCGCUGAUUAUGGGACUGUGUAAAGAGGGCAAGACAAAGAAAGCCGCAUAUCUAGUCAAAGAGCUAGAUAGGAAAAAACUCGUCCCAGAUGCCUCUACCUUCUCUGCUCUUAUCAAGGGGCAGUGUGUUAGAAAAAACUCUGAGCGUGCACUCCACCUCUACAAAAGCAUGAAAAGGGCCGGGUUUUAUCCAAACGAAGCUACAUUUACACCUCUACUAGCCUCGUUGGUUGAAAAUGAAGAUUAUGAUGGAGCUGUUUCCAUUUUGAAAGAGAUGAUAGAAAGAUCUGUUUCCCCUGAUCCAGGCACUUUAACAGAGCUUUGUAAUGGACUUUGUCGAGUUGGCAAAGAGGAACUGUCCAUCCAAUUGUGUAAAGAGAUAGAAGCUAGACAUCUUAUGGCAAAUGGUCUGAAUGACAGAAGCAACAACUUGGGAACAAAUUCGUAA
This is a messenger RNA of Oldenlandia corymbosa var. corymbosa, 1581 nucleotides long. Lineage: Eukaryota; Viridiplantae; Streptophyta; Magnoliopsida; Gentianales; Rubiaceae. The record is from the annotation of a GenBank genome assembly.